AUGUACAAAUCAAUUUUAAAAUAAUUAGAAAUAAGUGAUUAAUAAUUAAACUUAGAUAUCAUUAAUUACUUUAUGUAUUCAUUAAAAAGAGUAUCAGAUGAUUCAUAAUUAGUUUUUAAUUAUAUUGAAUUGAAUAAAAUUGAAAAGACAAUCAAUUAUAUCAUUUACAUUUAUAUAGACUAAUCUGUUAUUAAGAAAACUAUCCCAAUUGAUAUUUUUAAUUUUGAAGGAAUUUGGAUUUUCUUUUAUUUUUAUAAUCAUUAGGAUAUUAAUUAAAUAUCUUUUUAUUAUUAUUAAUCUAAUUUAGAUUAACUUUAUCAGGACACAUUAGAUAAAAUGUUGAAAGUAAUAAAAACAGGUAUGAUUUAAAGUUCAAUAAGAUAUUUUAAAAAUAUUUAAAUAUAAGAAUCAAAUAUAAUUACAAAUCCAUUUGUUGGUAUAAUUAAGUAAGUUGAAACUACAUCAACCAAUAUUUUAUAAGAUUUAAAUUAAUUUAAACAAAUAUGUUAUAUAGAAUUAAAUUGUAUUUAAUUUAAUAUUUAGAUCACAAGAUAUAAUUUACGUUUCACAGGAGGGAACAGUAUGUUUCAAUAAAUAAACAACAUUUUAAUAAAUACUUAUAAAAUUUCAGGUUGGGUUAAGUAAAAUCAAUUAGAUUAAUAAAUCAAACUUGAUAGUGCAUUAACAAGUAUAUCAAUAAAUUAUAGAAAUACUCUUGAUUAAGAAAUAUAUUAUUAAUUGUUAUCGAUUUUGUAUCAUUAACAUGCAAUAAUAAGUUUUAAUGGUUUCACAGCAUCAACCUAUAGUUACUCUUUUCCUCAUACAUAAUAAUAAGAUUAGAUUGAAACCUUUAAGAUUUUAGAUGAUUCUUUGAAAGAUUUAUUGUCUCAAUGGCAUUUUAUUUAGUAUGAAGAAGGAUCUUCUCUUAAUUAAGGGAAACCUAUAUAUCGUGUUUACUUUCCUUAAAAUGAUCAAUUUAUUGAAUGCAAAUGGAAUAAUCCAAUUAAUCAUUUUUCUAACGUAAACUUAUAUAUUGAUAUUGGAGGGGAUAGAUUUUAUCCUUCUAAUUUUAAAGGUUAUUUAAGUGAUUGGAAAUUUUUUUAGUAUUGCUAAAAUAAUUAUGAAUCAUCAUAUGAAAUUCCUUGUCAUUAUUCUUGUUAGACUUGUUAAGGAAUUAGUGCUUUAGAUUGUUUAAGUUGUCAUGAAAAUUCAAAUAGAAUAUAUUCUCCAAAUCAUCAUCAAUGCAUAUGCUUAGAUGGUUAUUUAGAGACAUUAUCAUCAAUAGAGUGCAUAAGUAUUAUUCUUUUUAUCAUAUUUCUUAAGGGAUAUCAGAUUUUGAUGGAGUAUUUUAAUAAAAAUAUUAUGAAAUAACUUGUGACAAGAUUGGUUAUUAUUAAUGUGAUGAAUCGAAAAUUUAGUGUGAUUUUGGAUAUUUUUAAUAUCAUGAUGCUUGCAUAGCAUGGUAUAUAAAUUAAUUAAUCAUAGUCCACAUUUAUCUCAAAUUGAAAAGAACUACAAAUUAGAUUGUGCUUUAUGUUAUCUUAGUCCAAACCUUUUUAAUCAAACAUUUUUGUGUGAUUUCGAUUUUAUAUCAGAAAAUUCAGAAUCACCUUUCUUUUAUUAGAUGAGGUUCUAUUCAAUGGUUGAAAUGUACAUUUUAAUUUAAACUUAAGUUAUAAAAUAAAUUUUGAUAACCAUAAUGAAUUUUCACAUUAGAUUAUUGGGGGAAAAUACAUGUCUUAUAAUAAAAUGUAUUGUAAGGGUGGAUAUUUUUUAAAAAAAGGAGAAUGCCAAUAAUGUUUAGAGGGAUGUUAGUAUUGUUAAUCAGAAUUUUAUUGUAUUUAAUGUGAGUCUAAAUAUACUUUAACUGAUUAAGGACAUUGUAAAUUAUGUUAGAAAUGUGAAUUAUGCUAUUUUAAAAAUUAAGAAGAAUUCUGCUAGUAUGACUUUUAUUGUUAAGAGUAAUAAUACUUUUUAAAUAACUUAUGCAUAGAUUGUGGAUCAUAUUGUCAAAAAUGUAAUUCUUAUCAAUGUUUUUAUUGUAUAGAGAAUAAGAAAUAUUAUUUAAGUUUAGAUGGAAUAAAUUGUGGUUAUUGUUCAAUAGAUAAUUGUGAAUAUUGUUUUGAAUAUGUUUAUGAUAAUAAUAAUAAUUUAAUAGUUUCAAUAGAUAAAAAUAGAGAAUAUAUAUAAUGGGAUAAAUAUAAAAUACAUUUAGGUUGUGCUUAAUGUUAUAAAGGUUAUUAUUAUUCUUUUUAAACUAAUAAAUGUGAAUUAUUAUCUUAAGAUAUGUAAUUAUGUGAUAUUGCAAUAUAAUUAUAUUCAAAUUAACAUAUUUAAUGUUUAAAAAGUUAAUCUUUAAUUAAUUCUAUAUAAAAUAUAUAUUGUGAAGAUAUUCCAUAAUGUUUAUAAUGUAUUAAUAAUUAUUCAUAAUCAAUAAAUUCAUUUUGUAUCAUAUGUUAAGAAGGGUAUUAUUCAAAUAUAUAAACUGGAUUAUGUAAACAAUGUCCCAAUCCAUGUAAAACAUGUGUUUAAUAAAAUAUUGGGGUUAAUGAUUAUUGGAAAUGGGAAAUUAAAGCAUUUUAUUCACAUUUUAUUAAUUAGAAUGGUCAACAUCCAUUUGAACUCUAUGCUGUUGGUUUUGAUAUUUCUCAACAACAAAUUAUUUGCUUAAGUUGUUAAGUUAAUUAUAUCAUUUUUGAAAAUGUUUGUCUUCCUGAUUGUGAUGAUGAUUGCGAAGAUUGUAGAAUUAGAAAAAAUAGCCUUUAAUAAUAUUAAACCCGAUGUGUUAAAUGCAAAUCUACUGUUUUUAAUAAAUAAAGAAGUUAUAAGUUUGAUAGUAUUCUAAGCUAAUAAGAAUCUUAAUGUUAAAGUUGUCCUAAUUAUUGCUAAGCUUGUUAUCCAAGAACUUAAUAAGAAAUUUCAAAAGUAAAUUUAUUUUUUGAUUAAAACUCUUCGUACCUAAAAUAUUCAUUUAAAUGCUAUUAUGUAGAUGAAAAUAAAAAAUAUAAAUACAUUUUGCCUGAAGUCUUAACAUUAUAAAAUUGUGGAGAAUUAUAAAAAUGUACAAAAAAACUAGAACUAAGUUUUAAAGUAUAUAACACUUUAGGUGAAGUAUAUGAUGCAUAACAAUAAGAAACAAAUUUAAAUUUAAAAUCAAUGUAUUAAUCUAUUUUAGAUAUUGUGGUAUAUAAUAAAUUGGAAUCUUAUGAAACAUCUUAACUGUUAGAAUAUUAUAAUAGCGAAAAUAUUGAAGAAAUAACAAUUAAUUAUUAAUUUUAAUCUCCAGAAUAUUAUCUUGAUUAUGGUUCUAAUUUAAAUAACAAAUUAAAAUAAAAUGUAUUUAAUUUAAAAAAAGUAAAUAUUAGAUUUUAUAAUAUAAAUUCUGAUGUUCUAUUUUCAACAUUUGAAUAUUUUAAACUAAUCAAUUUUGAUUAAAUCAUAUUUGAAAAUUUCAAUUUUAAAUCUCCUUCACCUUAUUUUGCAACAAUUAAUGAUAAUAUUACACAUAGUUUUUAAAUUUAAAAUAAACACUACCCAUAAAUUGUAAUUUUUAGAAAUGUAAGCCUAAUUUAAACUAUUGAAAACAACACCUUAGAUUUUUCCAUAAUUUGUAAUAGAUCAAAAUAGUUUACUAUAAUUGAUAUGAAUUUUAAUUUGAAUUUGACUGAUUCUGUAUUUUAUUAGUACUAUCCUUUUAUUAGUGCAGAAGGAUCACAAAUGAUUGUUUAAAAUUUAAAGAUUUUUAAUAAUUAUUUAAGAAAUACUAGUUUAUUUUACUUUUUUGCUGAAAAUAAUACAUUUUCUAAUAGUAUUAUCUAAUUUAUUAAUGUAACAGUUUAAAAUACUUUAUUUACAUAAAAUUCUAGUUUUAUAACUUCCAAUUUCUAAAAAAAUUAUGAUAUAGGCAUAAUAUAAUUAGAAAAUUUCACUUUGAUUGAUGUAAUCUUUGAAAAUUCAUCUUCCUUUAUUAGAAUUCUAUCUGGAAAAUAAAUUUAAGUUAAAAAUUUUAGACUUAAAAACAUUAAAUUUCUUGAUUAAUCAUCAUUUUUUAUUGGCAACACUUUUAGUAUUAUUGGAUUUGAUGUAGAAUCAUGUUAUAUAGAAUUUGGACAAAUAAUUACUAAUUAUGGUAAAUUAAGCGAAUCUAAAGAAGUAAGAGAAUCUUCUAAGGUAUUAUUUUUAGAGAAUAUUAAUUUCAUUAAUAAUAAAUAUCUUUAAGAAAAAGCUUUUAUUUAUGUUCUAUAAAAUCAAGUGGAAAACAUAAGCAUAACUGUUUAAAAUCUUUAUUUGUAUAAUAAUCAAUAUUUUAAUGUUUAAGUUGGUAAGCUUUCAUAUAGUUUUGUAUCAGGUGAUCUUAGUUAACUUUACUUUGAAUGUAGCUAUUGCAUUUUUGUAAAUUUGAAUAUAACUAGAGGAUUAGGCUAUCCAGAAUUAACAAUUAGAAAUAGUAAACUUGUUUAAUUGAUGAAAUUUACAAUUUAAUUAAAUCCUUAAUAUGAGCUUAAAGCUUUGCAUACAUCAAUUAAUUGUAUAAGAUAGUAUUACUUUUUUGAUUUACCUUUUGUUCUUAAUAUUUAAUCCUUUUUCAAAGUAUAUAUUGAUGAUGUUAAUAUAUCAGAUUCAGUUAUCAUCGAUUAUCCAUACUUUAUCUUUGAAGGAUAGAGUCUUAAUGAUUAGAUAGAACCUGAUCAAAUUACUAUUAAGAAUUCAAUAUUUGUUAAUAAUAUGUUGAUUAUCACAUAAUUAAAUCGACUCUCUUCAAUAAUAUCUAUCCAAACUUACAAAAACACUAAAAUUCUCUUUUAAAACAUUAAAUUUUAAGGGAAUUUCCUUAAUAAAUAUGAAGAUGAUACUUAAUUACAUUCUUCAUCUACAUUUAUAAUUGAAUCUCAAAUAGGAUAAGUGAUUAUUGAAGAUUCAUUGUUUUAAUAAAACACAGUAUCAAAUUCAUCUGAUUCAAAUAUAUAUAUAAAAUCAGAGACACUAUAUGUUUUGAAUUGUAUGUUUGUUAAUUAAAAUUAACUAUCUAAUUAACUAUUGCAAAAAUACUUGCUAAUACCUAUUGAUUAAACUAAUUAUAAUGAUGUAGUCAAUGAAAUCUUUUGGAUAAUGAGUUAAGGUGGAAGUGGAUAUUUCUUUAUCAAUGAAUUAACCAUGAUAUAAUGUAUUGUCAAUAAUUCUUUGGCAGUAAAUGGGGGAGCAUUUUACAUUAACACAAAAUCAACAGGUAAAAUUAUGAUAAGUAAAUCAUCAUUUGAAAAUACGUUAACAACUUUAAAUAGUAAUUAAUUUUCAUCUGGAGGGGUCUUAUACAUAGAUGCUUCUAAAAGUCGCUUAAAUCUCAGAAUAUCUGAGACAAGAAUAAAUAGAGCCUAUUCUCGAACUUAAGGAGGAGCUAUCUAUAUAGAAGCAUCAAUAAUUCAAAAUGAAAUCAUUUUCUUUAAUGUCUCUAUUGCAAAUUCAUUUUCCUUUAAGAGCUCUAUAUUAUUCUUUUCACCAAGUAAAUUACAAUCUCUUAUAUCAAAUAUUCACAUAGAAUAAUCUAAAUUUUAAAGUACUGAAAAUGAAUACAAUAUGUAUUUGUCAUAAAUUGAAGAUUUAUCUAUUUAGGAUAUUUUACCAUAUUAAAAAGAAAAUCCUGCAAUAUACAUUUCAUAUAGUAAUUUUACAAUAUUAAAUACUUCCUUUCACUAAAUUCAUCUAAUAAAUAUAAUAUAAAUAUUUAAUGGAAUUAAUGUUAAUAUUCUUAAUUUAGAGAUUAUCAAUUCUACCAUUUUUGCUUCAUAAAUUAUUAGAAUUACAUUAAGAUAAGGUAUAUAAAAUAUAAAUAUAUAUAGAUGUCAAAGCUAAACUAGUUAUUAAUAAUUUGAUUAUUAAAUCACUCACAAUUUAUGAAUUUAAAGAAUAUGAAUGUAGUUAGGAAACAUAAAUCAUAAAUAAUCAAUUAUUGUGUCCUACAGAUUUUCAAAAAAUUCUAUAUCAUCCAUCUAUCUAGACUAAAUUAAGAAAUAAUACAAAUUAAUUAAAUUGUAAUUUAAAUUUAAUUAAAAAAUAUUUUGCUAAUAACUUUAGUCUUAUUGAACUUAAUAAUUUUUAAGAACUUCAUUAGGUUUAAUUAGAGAAUAUCGAAUUUAAUUAAUGUCAUUGUAGUGAUUGUUAUUUUGGUUUGAUAUCAAUCUAGGAAUUCGAUUUUUCGUCUUUAAAAUUAAAAAUUAAUAAAAUGAAAUUAUUAAAUAAUACCUGUGGUAGUUUAGGUUGUUUAUCAAUAUUUUAAUCCUAAUUAAAUAACAAUGAGGACGAGAAUUAUAGAUUAUUAUAAGUCUAAGACUUAGAGGAAAUUGAAUUUCAUCAUAAGUAUAAUAUUUAGAUGAAAAUUGAGGAUAGUUAAUUUUUAUAUAAUAAAGCUUUGUACGGAGGAGCUUGCUAUAUUUCAAGUGUGAAUAUCUUAUUUGAUAAUUGUUAACUAUUAUAUAAUGAGGCUCAAUAUAAAGGAGGUGGAAUAUUUUAUAAUUCUAAUUAGACUCAAAUUACUGUCAUUAAUAGUUUAAUUAUUAAUAAUACUGCCAAAAUUGCAGGAGGUGUCUAUAUGAGCAAUGAUCAAAUGAUAUAACCAAAAGUUAUGAAUUUAUUUAUGAAAAAUAACAUGGCUCAUUAUUAUGGAAAUAACAUUGUGGAAUAUCCUAAAUAAUUAAAACUAUAAUUCACUUAAUAAAUACUUUUAGAUAACAAAUUAACCUUUAAAAAUAUUUCAUCAAUGAUUGAAGAAGCACAAAUUCAACCAUAUUCUAUUCUUGGAUAAGAGCAGAAAACUAAAACACUUUUAUUACCAUCUGGUAUUAGAAUUUCUAAAUAUAAAUAUUUUGAUUAUACUACUUAAUCCUACUAACACUAUAAUUUAUCUUUUAGAAUACUUGCUAUUAAUUCUUUUGGAGAAUAAAUUACUAAUCUAAGUAAUUCAUUUUGUUCAAUUUAUGCUUAAGAGAUUAAAAAUACUGAAGAAAUUGUCUAUUCUAAAUUAUAAAUUGAUCCUAUAAUUACAUAAUAAUAUUUAUCAAUUAACUAAAUUGAGUUUAAUUUAACAACUGGUGAUUAUAAUUUGGAUGAUUUGAUUAUUUAUUUUAAUCCUCAAACUGAUGAUUAAAUAUCUCUUUUAUUAGUAUUUGCAUGUGAUUAAAUAUAAGUACUUUAAUUUAAUGAAGUAUUUCCUUAUGAAAAAAAAAAUGUUAUCACUGAUUAUUAUUUAUUAGUAAAAUUAAGAACAUUUAAAUGUUAAUUGGGAGAAUAUUUAAAUUCUACAUCAGGAGGGUGUAUAGAAUGUGAUAUAACAUAAAAUCAGUUUUCAGUUACAAUAGAUGCUUUAAAAUGUGAAUUUAGAGAUGAAGUAAAAAUGAAAAGUUUACAGCCAGCUAUGAUUGAAUUAAGAGAAGGAUUUUGGAGAGCAUAUUAUUAUAGCAAUUUGAUAGAAGAAUGUUAUCAUUUGAAACUAAAUUGUAAAGGAGGGUGGUAAACAGGAGAUAAAUCUUGUUCUCUUGGUCAUAUAGGUGCUUUAUGUGAAUAAUGUGAUCUUUAUAAUACUUAAGGAUUUGGAUCUUUUUCUUUGGCUUAAUAAUACAGUUGCUCAAGUUGUGAAGAUAUGGCUGGUAAUAUUGCAAAUAUUUGUUUUGUACUUAUAUGGACUCUAUUGUCAGUAUUUUUAUCUGUAAAUAGUACAAUUAAAUUGAUUGAAGAGUUUACAUUUUAUACUAAAUUAAAAAUUAUUGUCAAGCACAUUAUUUUUUAAUCUUCUUAAACCUCAGUAUUACUUAAAGUGUUUACAAAUUACUUACAAAUUAUUAGUUCAAUAUCUACUUUCCAAUUAGCAAUUCCUGCAGGAAUAUUAUUAACAUUCAAAUCAGUAGGAAAUCCAAUAGAAUCUAUGUCAUUUUCAUUGGAUUGCUAUUUAGUUUAAAUGACUACAAUUCCAAUCUUAUAUUUUAGGAUUUUGUGGGGAUAUGUUAUGGUAGGAUUAUAUAUUUUUAUUUUUAUUGGAAUGCAUCUAAUUUUGUUAAUUUUUGAUAAGAAAAAAAAGAUGAGCAUUACUUUCAUAACUACAACUUUUAUUUACAUAUAUAUCUAUUUAUCUCCAAAUAUUAUCAGUGGUUUAGUUGCUUUAUUAUCAUACAGAAAUAUUUCUAAUGUAUAAUGGAUCACUGGGAAUGUUGCAUAUGAUUAUAAUACUGAGCAACAUUAUAAAUGGUUAUCAUUUUUUAUUAUACCAUCAUUUGUAAUAAUUAGUAUAUUAUUACCAAUGUUCUUUUGGUUUGUAGUAUAUAAUAAUAGAGCACAUUUAAACACAAGCAAAGUUAGAAAAAUUUGGGGAUAUUUAUAUAAUGAAUAUAAAGUAGACAUCUAUUAUUGGGAAACUAUAAAAAUCUUAUAGAAAGAAUUUAUAAUAUAUGUUUUAAUUUAUUAUGAGGAUUAUGUUGCUGUUAAGUCAUCUCUAAUAUUUUUUGUACUUUUAGUUUAUGGUUAUUUGACUAAUCAUUAUAAACCUUAUGAAGCUGGAGAUUUGAACAAAAUUGACAGUUUAUAAACAGCAAUUUGUAAAGUUUCAAUAAUUUUAUCAUAAACUAUUUACACUUCUUAGAGUUUGGAUAUCUAAGAAAUAGUGAUACCAUCUUAUUUUUUAUUGGCAUUACUUAAUCUAUUCUUUAUAGUACGAGUUAUCUCUAAAAUUUUAUUUGCUUACUUUGAUCGAUUAUCUGAACAUGUAGAUAAAGUAAAAUAAUAUAUCUCAUUAAAAUUUCCUUAUAUUGUAUAAAAUAAUAAAUAUUGUUUACGAUUAUUUAGAAAUUCAUAAGAAAGGAAAUAAUUGAUACGCAAACGAUUUUAAUUGAUAAAGAUCUAUCUAAUUUAGCAUGCUAGAUUUAUACUUAAUUAUAAAUAGUAAAUAUAUUAAAUAUAAUAGACUUAACAAUCUAAACAAUGGAGAUAUCAAGAUAUAAUCAGAGUUUGAAAAUAAUCCAAGUGAACAAUACUAAUCAUCAAGAAAUAAUAGUAAACUACUGAGGACUAAGAGCAAUUUGCUUACUGCAAGACUUUCAAGAUUUCAUUUACCAUUAAAGAGCCAAGAUAAUUGA
Paramecium pentaurelia is the source of this 9119-nucleotide messenger RNA. NCBI's taxonomy places the organism in Eukaryota, Ciliophora, Oligohymenophorea, Peniculida, Parameciidae. The record is from the annotation of a GenBank genome assembly.